AUGGGAAAAGAUAAGCUGUACAUCACUCACAGCGAGUGGGCAUCCGAUACCGCCUUCUCUGCCAGCGCUGGCGCCGGUGUGAACAAAGGCAGCGUUCCUGGCGCCUUCAAGCGACUUCCCUACAACUUUUGCGCCUUGUCACUGCAACCCUUUGAGCACCCAGUCUGCACCAACGAUGGAACCAUCUUCGACCUCACCAACAUCCUCCCAUGGCUCAAGAAACACGGCACAAACCCCGUCGAUGGCGCUCCUCUGAAGUCAAACGACUUGAUCAAGCUCAACUUUGCAAAGAACGACGAUGCCGAGUAUGUCGACCCCGUCACCUACAAGGUCUUUACCGACAACACCCACAUCGUCGCCCUGAAGAACUCGGGAAACGUCUUUGCAUGGGAUACCGUCGAGCGCCUCAACAUCAAGGCCAAGAACUGGAAGGAUCUUGUCAGCGAUCAAGACUUUAGCAGAAAAGACAUCAUCACACUCCAAGAUCCCCAGAACAUCGAGUCGAGAGACUUGAGCUCCUUCAAGUACAUCCAAGAAGGCGCAAGCACUUUGACCCCAGAGCAAGAGGCUGAAAGAAGCGCCAAUGUCAAUACGAGUGCACUUGGAAACGCCGCAAAGAUCCUCAAGGCCAAGGAGGCCGUCGCAAAAGCAAGAGCAGAGAGACAGAAUGGCGCACAGGGAAACUCGCUACAAAGGGCAAUGGCCGAAGCGAAGAAGUCAAACACUGCCACUGGAGCUUCCAAGCCUGUACCAUACAAUGCCGCUCAGUACACGACAGGAAAAGCUGCUGCAUCUUUCACAAGUACUGGUAUCUCUGUCCACACUGGCAACGAGCGCGCCUUGCUGUCAGACGAAGACUACAUGCUCAAGCCCAAGCGCGUCAAGCACAAGGGCUAUGCUCGCCUCCAAACCAACCACGGCGACAUCAACGUCGAGCUGCACACUGAUCUCGCACCCAAAGCCGUCUGGAACUUUGUCCGUCUGGCACAAAAGGGCUACUACAAGAACAUACCCUUCCACCGCAACAUUCGGAACUUCAUGGUUCAAGGAGGUGAUCCAACAGGAACAGGUCGAGGUGGUCAGUCCAUUUGGGGCAAGAACUUUGCAGACGAAACCGAAAACUCGCUUGUCCACGACUCUCGAGGUAUUCUGUCAAUGGCCAACAAAGGCAAAGACACAAACUCUUCACAGUUCUUCAUCACGUAUCGCGCCGUUCCACAUCUGAACAAGAAACACACCAUCUUCGGCCGAGUGGUGGGCGGCAAUGACGCGCUAGCCCGCCUCGAAGCAGUCAAGACAGAUGAAGGAAACCGUCCUAUCGACGACUGCACUCUCGAAGACGUCGUCGUCUUCGUCGACCCCUUUGAAGAGUUCCAANAAGAGCGUGCCGAGAACGAGGAUGCGCAAAGACUCAAAGAGGAGAUACAACGUCAAGGUGGCACGGAAGAUGACAAGACAACCUGGACCGGCAAGCGCAUCAGAGGAGAUGGAAAGACUGAAGACAAUGCCUCCGCUGGCGUGGGCAAGUAUCUCAAGACUACCUCUGCACCGCCAGUCGAGGAUGACGAAAUCGUGGGUGAGUGGGAUGAACCCGAACCGCCUAAGAAAAAGGCAAAGUCGGGCGGAUUUGGCAAUUUUGAUAGUUGGUAA
Aureobasidium vineae is the source of this 1650-nucleotide messenger RNA. The record is from the annotation of a GenBank genome assembly. NCBI's taxonomy places the organism in Eukaryota, Fungi, Ascomycota, Dothideomycetes, Dothideales, Saccotheciaceae.